GUCCCGCCAGCGUCGAGUCGCAGUCGGGGCAGCGUCGAGUGCGUGGCGCGGUGCUCCCUCGGGGCAUUUUGCGUCUGGCGCUGCUUUUUGGCACCAGCCCUGCCGCGACGACGUCAGUCCAUGGCACCGACGCCGACACGUGCUGGGUGGGCCUCGCAGACGCCAAGCAGCCUUUCGACUUUUGCAGCUGAUGCACCGCGACCAUGUCGUCCAGCAGCGCCAUGAUAGUCCGGCACCUGGCUGCGCGCAGUCGCCUGCACCGCCCCUCGCGCCCUGCCCUGCCGUCGCUGCCUGCCCAUCACUCGCUGCCACGCUUUCUCUCCACCGACACGCCCGCCGACUCCAGCCUCGAGCCCUCGCCGCGCCCCCAGAAUGUCGCCGACCAGUACCACAUGUACAAGCAGCAGCAGAGCCACAUGGGCAGGCUCGGCGCCGACAUCAGCCCGCACUACCAGCCCCACACCCUGCUCAACCACCCGCCCGCGCCCGCCGACGUGACGCUCGAGCUGCUCCUGGCCUCCGAGGCCCACCAAGGCCAUGUCACGUCGCUGUGGAACCCCGCAAACGCCCGCUACAUCCACGGCAUCAGGCAGGGCGUCCACAUCAUCUCGCUCGAGGUCACGGCCGCCCACCUGCGCCGCUCGGCAAAGGUCGUCCAGGAGGUGUCGAGGCGGGGGGGCAUGGUCCUGUUCGUGGGCACCCGCGACGGCCAGGACCGCGCUGUAGCACGUGCCGCUGAGUUGGCCAAGGGCUACCACCUGUUCGAGCGCUGGAUCCCGGGGAGCAUCACCAACGGCCAGCAGAUCCUGGGUCGAUGCAAGACCAAGGUGGUCAACGAACUGGACCAAGACGUGCCCGGCUUCGAGGAGCAGCUAUACGACCGGCCCGUCCUGCGACCCGACCUGGUCGUGUGCAUGAACCCGCUGGAGAACUAUGUCUUGCUGCACGAGUGCGCCCUGAACAACAUUCCCACAAUCGGCGUCAUCGACACCAACGCUGAUCCAACCUGGGUCACCUACCCCAUCCCGGCAAACGACGACAGUCUCCGCUGCAUCCAGGUCAUUGCUGGUGUGCUUGGCCGAGCCGGUGAAGCAGGCCAGAAGCAGCGUCUUGCAGCCGCGGCCACCGGCGAAAUCACAUACCGACCUGCCAAGAAUCUGUACAUGGCUGGGGUGGAUGAUGACACCGCCCCCCCUGUAGAGCGCGCCGGAACGGGGAGAGAGACCAGCGCCAACGAGAGUGUCGGUGACGUCGACGGGCGUUCUUCCAAGCUCGACGAGGUCGACAACCACAAGAACCAUCGUGUGAAGGAAGGGAGGGACAUCUAGGUCACGGCCCAGACCUGACCUAGCAUCGGUUUUGUGUUCACCGUGUUCCAUGUCCAAUUCUUUGUACAUCACUUCUGUAGAGCAUCACAAAAGGCGUUGCGUCGUAGGGCUGUUUUCAAUGACUAUGCACACAUGGUAACUGAGCGAAGCCUUACCCUCUGCUCAGAGGAAAGGUCUGUCUCAUUGAAAGCCAUAUAUCCUCAUGAGGUGCUAUCCACAAUCAUUAAACCUUUGACUGUCCCAACAGGUUCAAUGCUAGAUGCUGGAAGAAUAGGAUCAAAGACAAUUAAUUACUAAGGGCUGGACCAAUCG
Molecule: messenger RNA, 1640 nt
Organism: Dothidotthia symphoricarpi CBS 119687
Lineage: Eukaryota; Fungi; Ascomycota; Dothideomycetes; Pleosporales; Dothidotthiaceae
Product: ribosomal protein S2
Exons: 3
Coding region: 204-1328 (374 amino acids)
Biological process (GO): translation
Cellular component (GO): mitochondrial small ribosomal subunit; ribosome
Molecular function (GO): structural constituent of ribosome
Source: RefSeq, a predicted model, not a curated record